Molecule: messenger RNA, 3737 nt
Organism: Eublepharis macularius
Lineage: Eukaryota; Metazoa; Chordata; Lepidosauria; Squamata; Eublepharidae
Gene: GTF3C4
Product: general transcription factor IIIC subunit 4
Exons: 5
Coding region: 1-2487 (828 amino acids)
Biological process (GO): transcription initiation at RNA polymerase III promoter
Cellular component (GO): transcription factor TFIIIC complex
Molecular function (GO): protein binding; histone acetyltransferase activity
Source: RefSeq, a predicted model, not a curated record
AUGGCGGCCGCUGCUGCUGAGGGGAGCCCGGCGGUGGGGCCGGUCGGCGGCCCGCCGCCUCUCUCUGCGGCCCCCGAGGGCGACGACGAGGAGAGCCCGGACCCGGAGUCUCCGACGGAGGCGGGGCCCAGCAGCGGCGGCGGCGCGGGCGGCAGCAGCAGCGCGGGCUUCCGCCUGACGGCGAUGCGGCGAGACCCGGCGGUGCGGCUGCAGCACGGCGUGAGCGGCCUGGAGCCGCUGGCCUGGUCGGAGGACCACCGCGUGUCGGUGAGCACUGCCCGCAGCAUCGCCGUCCUCGAGCAGCUCAGCGACAUCCACAGCGGCGCCGCCGACCUGGUCAUCCACCGCACGUCCGUGCCCGCUCCCGCCGACUCCUGUCACCUCAAGGUUGGAUCCAGAAAAGAAGUUGCUGAAUGUAAGGAAAAGUUUGCAAGUUCUAAAGAUCCCACAGUAAGCCAGUCAUUCAUGUUAGACAGGGUGUUCAAUGCUGAAGGGAAAUCACUGCCAUCUCUGCGAGGUUUCCGAUACUCCAGCUGGUCUCCACUGGGCUGUGAUGCAAAUGGCAGGUGCCUGUUGGCAGCUUUAACAAUGGACAACAGACUGACCAUCCAUGCAAACCUGAACAGGCUGCAUUGGGUGCAGCUGGUUGACUUGACUGAGCUUUAUGGGGAGCGCCUGUAUGAGAACAGCUACAAGCUUUGUAAGGGUGAAGCUCCCCGGGGAGAUUUAGGGGAUUUCUCUGAAUUCCAGAGAAGGCACAGCAUGCAGACGCCGGUGCGCAUGGAGUGGUCUGGGAUCUGCACCACUCAGCAGGUGAAGCAUAACAACGAAUGCCGGGAUGUGGGCAGUGUGCUGCUGGCAGUAGUCUUCGAAAAUGGUAACAUUGCCAUCUGGCAGUUCCAGCUUCCUUUCGUGGGCAAGGAGUCCAUCACGUCUUGUAGUACCAUAGAGUCAGGAGUAAGUUCCCCCAGUGUCUUGUCGUGGUGGGAAUAUGAGCACAACAACCGCAAGAUGAGUGGCAUAAUUGUGGGGAGUGCUUUUGGGCCAGUUAAAAUCCUCCCUGUCAACCUUAAAGCAGUCAAAGGCUACUUCACACUGAGACAGCCAGUGGUUUUGUGGCAGGAGAUGGACCAGUUGCCAGUCCACAGUAUCAAGAGCAUUCCUCUUUAUCAUCCUUAUCAAAAAUGUAGCUGCAGUUUAGUGGUGGCUGCAAGAGGAUGUUAUGUUUUCUGGUGUCUUCUCUUGAUAUCCAAAGCCGGCCUGAAUGUUCAUAACUCUCACGUGACAGGGCUCCACUCUUUGCCGAUUGUCUCCAUGGCUGCAGACAAACAAAAUGGCACCGUUUACACGUGCUCUGUUGAUGGGAAAGUAAGGCAGCUGAUUCCCAUCUUCACAGACAUUGCAUUAAAAUUUGAACACCAGUUGAUAAAGCUGUCUGAAGUGUUGGGCUCUGUGAGGACUCAUGGGAUUGCGGUGAGCCCAUGUGGAGCGUACCUGGCAGUCAUUACCACCGAAGGCAUGACCAAUGGCCUCCACCCCAUUACCAAGAGCUACCAGGUUCAGUUUGUAACUCUCAAAACGUUUGAGGAGGUGGCAGCUCAGCUCUUGGAAUCUUCUGUCCAAAAUCUUUUCAGGCAGGUUGACUUGACAGACCUUGUCCGCUGGCAGAUCUUGAAGGAUAAGCACAUCCCACGGUUCCUACAAGAAGCCCUGGAUAAAAAGAUUGAGAGCUUUGGGUCUACUUACUUUUGGAGGUUCAAAUUGUUCCUCUUGCGGAUCUUGUACCAGUCCUUGCAGAAGACCCCCUCGGAGGCCUUGUGGAAACCUACGCACGAGGACACGAAGGUUUUGAUUGUGCACUCUCCUGGCACGGAAGAGCAUCUGCGAGACGAGCGGCCUUCAGAGCAGGGCGGCAAGCGUAAGCCGAGCGAAGCAAGCCGAGGAGAGGACGGGGAUGAUCCGGCAGAUGACUCACUUGCUCACUCAAGCGACAGAGGAGGGCGGGAGCCCAUGGAAGAAAAGCUUCUCGAAAUCCAGGCGCAGAUUGAAGCUGUUGAGAUGCAUUUGACACGGGAACAUAUGAAACGGGUGCUGGGCGAAGUCUACCUGCACACGUGGAUCACAGAGAACACCAGCAUUCCCACGAGGGGGGUGUGCGACUUCUUAAUGUCCGACGACAGCUAUGAUGACAGGACGGCGCAGGUGCUGAUUGGGCAUAUUUUAAAGAAAAUGAACAAACAGACUUUCCCAGAGCACUGCAGCUUGUGCAAAGAGAUCCUGCCCUUCACAGAUCGCAAGCAGGCAGUUUGCUCCAGUGGACACAUUUGGCUCAGAUGCUUUCUAACCUAUCAGUCCUGUCAGAGCCUGGUCUACAGAAGAUGUCUGCUUCGGGACAGCAUCGCCCGGCAUCCAACCCCAGAGGAUCCAGAGUGGAUCAAGAGGUUAUUGCAAGGCCCUUGUACUUUCUGUGACUCUCCUGUUUUCUAGAGAACGGCUCAUGGUGAAGAUCUGCAAGUUACUUUCUCGAGGGCACGAAUCACCAUCCAGUCUGAGAGCUGCUGGAGGGUGCAGGCGUGUAGUGGCUCAAGGGGGAAUUGUCAAAUAGAACUGGAUGAGCUGAGCAGCAAAGGGGUGCUGUGUCCCAUUUUCAGCCUGAGAGGCAGCAAGGCCUUCUCAGAGUCAGAGCACUGCAGCAUAACCCUUUGGAAACCAUUCUGCUUCCCAGCCCCUCCUAGAUGUGGGGGCCCUCUUCUUGUGUCCUUUGGGCACAUGGGGUCUUGACAGCAGGCUGAAAGCCCUCAUUGUGAACUGCUGCUUGGUGGAUCAGCAGGAUACCAGCUGCAAAGCUUCGUGUGCAAGUGAGCUUUGAAAAAGCAUAGGCACUUGCUGUACCAGAGACUAUUAAAUUAUUAGAAAUAAUGUGUGGUUUUAAAAAAUAUUUUAAGAUGUCUUGCAUGCCAGUGGUACUCAUGAAAGAAAAGUUGGCUAUUUUGCUACUGUUGUUGUUACCAAGUCCUGGGGCUACUGGGGGUUCUUUGGAGGAAUCUUCAGGAAUCUCUGUGCCAAAUACCAGGUGUGAAGUUUUAAAGGCUUGAUUAAGCUAUGUUAGCAAUGAGGUAAGUCAUGCAGUUGGAUGCCCUAGGCUAAAAUUUGGAACAUCUGAUAUUUUUAACUCCCAGUGAUUUUUCUUUCUCUUCCAGACUAGAUCUGUCAUAUAAUCACCUCAGAUCUGAUGCUGAUGCAUUGUACCCUUCCAGUCUUUUUGAAAAAAUUAUGUCUACACUAUGCCAGGAGUUUCCCCCUUUCCUCCAGUUGCAAUGCCACUUGUAGACUGAGACAUUCUUUGUAGCGUUGGGAUGGGGGGCAGUAAAUACGUUAAAAAUGAAAUGGAGUUAGUCAAAGUUCUGUAGCAGUUCACUCUAUGAAAUGAGAAUAUCUAGCCUGGUAAUGAACCCCCCACAAAAUCAGUUUGUUCUUUCAGCCUCACUAUUAGGUUGAUUUACACAUAUGGGAAACUGUUGUGACAGAGGUGGAAACCAACACCACAUUGGACUGCAGGCAGGGGGUGACAUUUUCCAUGCUUUCAUUUGUAAGUUUUUUUUAAAAGCAAAAUGCUCCCUGCCAAGCAGGUGGAGGGGCUGAACUGGCUCCUUCCUCUCCUCGCUGCAAGGUAUGUUCUUGAAAGUAGGUUUUUAAUGCUUUUUUCUGUAGGAGAUGAUUACAAAAUGGUGGACUCC